Fraxinus pennsylvanica is the source of this 1089-nucleotide messenger RNA. The record is from the annotation of a GenBank genome assembly. Lineage: Eukaryota; Viridiplantae; Streptophyta; Magnoliopsida; Lamiales; Oleaceae.
AUGCCCAAAAAAGCUGCUACUUGUGUUAAUGGGGGGUCUUUAUUUGCUGUUGCAUGUUCAACUUUAUCACCUUUUGUAGGUAAAGUUGGAAUGCAAAGAAGAGAAGGAAAUUAUUCAUUGCUUUCAUUUGGUGUGGAGUCUGUGGACACCAAGAGUACUGUAACGGAAACGGAGGCAAAGGCUGAUGCUUCACAAGUUUUAUCUGCAAUGCUACCAUUUGUGGUGGCUCUUACUGCUGUUGCUGCUCUUUCUCACCCUUCAACUUUCACUUGGGUGUCAAGGGAAUUAUAUGCUCCUGCACUUGGAGGUAUAACGUUGUCUAUUGGAAUUAAACUCUCCUUUGAUGAUUUUACCCUUGCAUAUAAAAGGCCUGUGGCAUUAUCUGUAGGCUUUAUUGCGCAGUAUGUUCUGAAACCGGCACUUGGGGUGUUCGUAGCAUGCUCAUUCAAGAUGUCACCAGUGUUCUAUGCCGGUUUUGUUCUCAUGUCUUGUGUUGCAGGAGCUCAGCUAUCUAGCUACGCCAGUUUCUUGAGCAAAGGAGAUGUGGCAUUUAGCAUUCUCUUGACCAGCUCAACCACCAUUGCAUCCGUUCUUGUUACUCCUUUCUUAACAGGCCUUCUCAUUGGCUCUGUCAUUCCAGUCGAUGCAGUAGCUAUGGCAAAAUCAAUUUUACAGCCUGUGAUGCCAUUGGUUGCAAUGUUUUGUACCUCAAUGUGCAUUGGAAGCCCUCUUGCUAUAAAUAGGAGCCAAAUUCUUUCUGCUGAAGGUCUAAGAUUGGUCUGCCCUGUAUUGUCGUUCCAUGUUGUGGCAUUCAUCUUGGGCUAUUGGUUCUCAAAAAUUCCCCCUUUGAGGUUAGAAGAAGAUGAAUGCAGGACAAUUUCGUUGUGCACAGGAAUGCAAAGUUCAACGCUGGCAGGACUUCUUGCAACUCAAUUCCUUGGAUGCGCUCAAGCCGUUCCACCUGCUUGCUCAGUGGUUGCUAUGGCUAUCAAUGGCCUUUGUCUGGCUUCUUUCUGGGGCAGUGGAUAUCGAAUCAGAGACUUGCCAUCCCUUUUACUUCCACAAGCUCGAUCCACCAUCAAGGCUUAA